AACAAACUGGAAAAAAUGCCACCUUCAAUCCCACAACAACCGCCAGCUCUCUCUUCCCUCACUACCCUGAUCUCCACCACUACCGACGCAAGCCCCCUCGCCUCGAUAACCCACCAAGUCCUCCACAACUUGCAACAUCAGCACCUUUGGACAUCAUUACAAAUCCACCAAGUGACGACAGAGUUUCCAAUUCCGCUCAUAUCUGGGAUUCCUCCGCACAGGGUCUACACCCACCCAGACGAACAACUGUACAUGGUUGAGCGGGGUCUGCGUGAGGAAGACGUCGAGCUGGAGCGCAUGUUUGUUGUCCCGACUGUACAGGGGCAAUCUUGGAGUCUGGAGAAGAUGGCAGCAGUAUUUGAUGCGCUUCCUGAUCCUGCAGAGGAGGAGGGCGAAACAGCGGCGAAAAUUGAUACCAAGGCGGAGGCGGAAGAAAAGGCUUUGGGGGAUGGAAACGGUGCUGCAGACAAAGCUGCGAGAUUGGCUGAGUAUUACGAGUACCGGGCCAAAGCGCGUCGUACGGGCAAGUGGGGUUCGAAGAGGUUGCUUUUGGCUAUGAUUGAUAAGGGCAUGGGAGGAGAAGGAACGGUGGUUUACUAUGUGGUCCAGGAGGGGACUGUCAAGCCAAGGCAAAAUUAG
This is a messenger RNA of Aspergillus nidulans FGSC A4, 639 nucleotides long. RefSeq lists its product as uncharacterized. Lineage: Eukaryota; Fungi; Ascomycota; Eurotiomycetes; Eurotiales; Aspergillaceae. Gene Ontology annotation, molecular function: nucleic acid binding. Gene Ontology annotation, biological process: tRNA splicing, via endonucleolytic cleavage and ligation; tRNA-type intron splice site recognition and cleavage. The coding region runs from base 16 to 639 and encodes 207 amino acids. The transcript has a single exon. Gene Ontology annotation, cellular component: tRNA-intron endonuclease complex. The record is from RefSeq and is a predicted model, not a curated record.